CAUCUGCAAUAAAACAAAGGAGUAAUUUUCGAGAAACAAACUUCCAUCUCCAGUCUUUUUUUCCCCUUGUACUCACUGUGCAUGAAAAGUGAGCUGGUGCUGGCGGAGGUUGAGAUAGAGGAGGGAGGAGGAAAAAAGGAGGGAGGAUGGUCCUGCUGUCAAGCACAGAUGAAAAUACAGCAGCAGGUUUGAGGAGGGCACAUAAUCGUAUUUCGUCCCUCCUUGGAAGCACAGACGAACAGUGGAUACGCGAGCACGAGCCGGGCAAAACAGCUUGAUGUUGGCUUUCCACCUAAGCUGGCGUAGUGCAGUUUUUGUAGCGUCUACCAUGGAAACUUCAGAGACCAUUUAGAAACAUUCGGGGAUUAUCAAUAUAGCGGUAGGAUUUCUAACAAACUGUAAGCUAAAUGGACACAAAUACGCCCCCCAAAAAAUCGGUCUUCGUGGGCGAGAUGCGUGUUUGUUUGCGCAACAGCUUGGGAAAUGUGCUGGACACUAAACAGAAAUGUAACUGAGCUCCAACAGACCACAUACGUCAUUUCAGCUUUUGGUUUCUUUGUGGUUGUUCACCAAAGUAUCCACUCAGCCACUCCUACAGUCCUUCCUCAUACAGUGAAGACAGAAUGCCUAUUAUCAGCAAUGCCAACCACGACUUUAGCACCUACUCAAUUAGCAGUGACGACAGUAGCCUUGACCGAUUCUUCACAGAGAUCCCUGAAACAGAGACGAUCAAGGGGGUGUACUUCCAGCGGGCCCAGCUUCUACGUGAGCCAAAGGCCUCGCAUGUGGUCGAUCACACCCUUCAAGUCCUUGUCAAUGUUGGAGGCAAUCGCUAUACCUUCCCCUGGAGCACACUGGAGCAAUUCCCCCAGAGUCGCCUGGGACGCCUGCGCUUCUGCACCACCCCUGAGGAGAUUGCGCACCUCUGCGAUGAUUAUGAUGAGACAUGCAAGGAAUACUUCUUUGACCGCAACCCCACAGCUUUCAGGGUCAUCCUAAACUUCCUCGCAGCAGGCAAAUUGCGUCUACUCAGGGAAUUGUGUGCCGUAUCGCUGCAUGAUGAGCUCGACUACUGGGGCGUUGACCCAGGUCACAUGGAGCGGUGCUGCCGUCGUCGCAUGAUCACCCGUGUGGAGGAGGUGGCCGAGCGAGAGCGCAAAGAAGAGGAAUGGAGACAGAAGAGGAUGAUGCUGAAGAAAAACAUAGCAGAGGUGGAGAGAGGCCACUGCAAGCUGAUCUGGAUGCUGCGGGAAGUGGUGGAAAACCCUCACUCAGGAUUGGCAGGAAAGAUUUUUGCUUGCCUCUCUGUCAUGAUGGUGCUGGUCACCGUGGUCAGCCUGUGUAUCAGCACCAUGCCAGACCUCAGAGAUGAAGAGACCAGGGGCGAGUGUUCCCAGAAGUGUCACAGCAUGUUUGUGGUGGAGUCCAUCUGUGUAGCCUGGUUCACGUUUGAAUUUGUGCUGCGAUUUAUCAACGCCCAGAGCAAGCUGGCCUUUGCUCGUGGGCCCCUCAACAUCAUCGACGCCAUCGCCAUCCUGCCGUACUACGUGUCGCUGGUGGUGGAUGUCAGAGACGGGUCCGAGGAGGAAGUGGUCAUGGGUGCUGGCAGGGGCUACCUGGACAAACUGAGUCUCAUUCUGCGCUUGCUGCGCGCACUGCGCAUCCUGUACGUUAUGCGGCUAGCUCGUCAUUCCCUGGGCUUGCAAACGCUGGGGCUGACCAUGCAGCGCAGCAUGAGGGAGUUUGGCCUACUGCUGCUAUUUGUCUGCGUGGCCGUUACUCUCUUCUCACCUUUGGUUCACCUCGCAGAGAGCGAACUGGCGCCGUACGCCGCCACCCACCCGCAGCACAGCUUCAGCAGCAUCCCGGCCACUUACUGGUGGGCAAUCAUCUCUAUGACAACUGUUGGUUAUGGAGACAUGGUCCCCCGCAGCAUCCCUGGUCAGAUGGUGGCAUUGACUAGUAUCCUGAGUGGAAUCCUCAUCAUGGCCUUCCCUGCCACUUCCAUCUUCCACACCUUCUCCCGCUCCUAUCAGGAGCUAAAGCAGGAGUACGAGAGGCUCUGGAAGGAGGAGAGAGGCGAGGAAAUAGCAGCAGAGUCAGAGGAGAGAUGCACCAAGGUCGACUUGACGUUAGUUCACAAUUUGGAGCUGACAACAGACAGAGAUGAUCAUUCGACUCUUCCAAGUACAGCUUUCUAACGAAACAGUAAUCUCGGAAAUGCAUCGAGAAAAAAACAUUCUCUUAGCAAGACAGAUGUUUGGACAAUUGUUUCUUCUUUCUGCCACAUUUUGAACCAAUCAGAACAAGUACAACUGGAGAACAUCACAGUUACAGAUCAGCAAGUAACCAGUGUCACUUG
Molecule: messenger RNA, 2362 nt
Organism: Syngnathus acus (greater pipefish)
Lineage: Eukaryota; Metazoa; Chordata; Actinopteri; Syngnathiformes; Syngnathidae
Product: potassium voltage-gated channel subfamily G member 4-like
Exons: 3
Coding region: 624-2201 (525 amino acids)
Biological process (GO): potassium ion transmembrane transport; protein homooligomerization
Cellular component (GO): voltage-gated potassium channel complex; membrane
Molecular function (GO): delayed rectifier potassium channel activity; protein binding
Source: RefSeq, a predicted model, not a curated record